UACGCUGAUGCUCAUACAUUUGUUGGUGGUGUUUGACUGUGAUCCUUGCUUCAGUCAGCGGCGGGGCCAAACGGGUCGCAGGCGAUGGCGGAGUUCAUCGGCAGCGCUGUCCCGAACGGCGUGGCGAGCUUCAUCAACGUGGGACACUCCGCGGCGCUCGGCUCCAUCGGCGACGUGACGGGCUUCGGGCAAGACCAGCAGUUCACGGCCGUGCAGAUGCUGUUCAGGAGCUACGAGGCGGCCGAGCCCAUCACGAGGCUGGGGCUGAACGGCAGCUACGAGUUCGGGUACUCGGCGGCCGCGAUGACCGGCGCCGGAUCGGUGCCAAGCCUCAGCAUGCUCGGCGGCUCGCCGUUCCUGAAGCCCGGCAUCGCCGGCAGCAACGAGAGGGGCGGCGCCGGCCAGUAGCCGACCGGCUGCUCUCUGUCAGGCCAGGCUGCUGACAGAAAAGAUCCAUCAAGGUGUAUGUUGAAGACCUAUGGGGCCGUGGAACGACCUGAAUUAGUAUCUAUCUUGAUUUUGAUCUUGUUCACCGGAGUGUUAAUCGAUUUGCUAGUCUAUUUGGCAUGAAUGCAUAUGUUUAUGGGCUGGAUAAUUCUCAUGAACUGAAGGGGGCUAGGUGAAAAGUGCCAUGAGCUGGCCCGCCCUGUCCAGUUGGCACGCUGCUAUUGGCCGGUGGUAACUUUGGACUGGGUUUGCAUAUUGGAUGCAAGUUCUGCGACUGGGUAGGGUCAGUUUUCAAGUUAUAGGAUUCAACCAUCACAUUGUAUGCAAGUUGUAGUACCCUCGUGCUAUUACCUACUUCAGAAUCCUUAA
This is a messenger RNA of Hordeum vulgare subsp. vulgare (domesticated barley), 816 nucleotides long. Its product is annotated as LOB domain-containing protein 6-like. The transcript is spliced from 2 exons. The coding region runs from base 85 to 408 and encodes 107 amino acids. The record is from RefSeq and is a predicted model, not a curated record. Lineage: Eukaryota; Viridiplantae; Streptophyta; Magnoliopsida; Poales; Poaceae.